AUGAGCGGACAAGACGCCGCCGAAGCUUCUCUUGCUCCCUCAGGGAGUCGUGGGCCUGCUUCCGACAACUACGAUCCGAACGUACCUCAGCGUCAGAGCAUGCGCCCGCCUCCCCUUCCUACCUCCAGGGCUCCACAACCUCCCACCAGCACAUACAGCAGUGACGCUCGUUCGCCUUAUUCCGCAUCCCCACAGCUUCCUGGAUUGAGACAGUUCACCAGGGACACUUCUGAUCGUGAGAGACUGGACGACAACCACCGUGCUCACCCGUCCUCGGACCGCUCGAGUGAUUCCUCCUACGGCACUUACUUGCAGCCAGCUCAACAACAGUUCCGCAGUCCCGCUCCCUACCACCGUGACGAUCGCACUUCGGCCUCAGCCAGCCCUCGUCCUCCGCCUGGGCGCAGUAUUCCGUCCUCGUCCACCGCGAGCAGCGAAGCAAUGUCUCUUCACGAACUGCGCACUUCGCCUUCGGCUCCUCCGCCCGUUCUGUCGGGUCUUCCGCGUCAUUCGACAGAGAACAGAACGUACAGGCUCAUCAUUCGUCAGCAGCCGCAGCAAGGCCGACUGUGCGGACUCGGCAGUAAAGACAAACGGCCCUUGGACCCUCUGCCCAUCCUUCAGCUGCGCAUCCUCAAGCCGGACGGCACCGAAGACGAAGACGCCGAGAACAGCCCCAACCUGAUCCUCCAAGUCACCCUGCACAGAGAAGAUCCACUCACCGGCACGCACACGGAAGCCGUCUUAGUUGACACAAACGACAUCGCCUACCCGAUGACGCGCAUGCUCGAAGGUCGACUCGUGGCAUCAGCCAACGUCGCUCGCGACCUCGACGGCUCGCGCGCCUGCUUCUUCGUCUUUACCGACCUCAGCAUCCGACAGGAAGGGCAGUUCAGGUUGGCGUUCAAGCUGCUCGCCCUCGCACCACCCGGCGGUGGAGUCCUAGCGGAAGCCCUGACGGAACCGUUCACCAUCUACAGCCCGCGCCGCUUCCCAGGAAUGACUGAGUCGACCGAGCUCGCUAAGCUUCUCGCCAAACAGGGAAUCCAGGUGCCGCUCCGAAACGACGUGCGCAGAGGGCGACAGGACCAGUCCGAUGUCAACGAUGAUCUGGCGCGAGAUUGA
Molecule: messenger RNA, 1125 nt
Organism: Kalmanozyma brasiliensis GHG001
Lineage: Eukaryota; Fungi; Basidiomycota; Ustilaginomycetes; Ustilaginales
Product: Velvet factor
Exons: 4
Coding region: 1-1125 (374 amino acids)
Source: RefSeq, a predicted model, not a curated record